AUGGGCCGCCGUCCUGCACCGACGCAGCAGCGCCAGGAUAUCAUUGGCACAUCGACUUGCACUUUCUUGGAUCAUCGCGGUGAGAUUGAGGCAGCACGCCGGGAGGAAGGAAGGCUGGCAGGUGCCACCACACCUGCAAACAGGAAGGAGGCGGAGAUGUCAUCGACGCUGCAUGGGCACAAGACCCCCAGAGGCCAAAAGGCUCCUGAACUGGAGCAGGCACUCGCGGUGGAGCGGGGCAUUUGGGACAGCAAAGAAGGCAUGGCCAUCAACGCAGAGGUCUCACGUCGCCAUCGCGAGAAGGAGUUCAACAAGGACUUCGAGGGUGAUGUCUUCCACUUGUCUCGCAAGCAAGACUGCUUGGACUCUUCUCAGGUGAGGGAGAACAUUGGCCAGCCGGCACCCAUCGAGGCGCCCGUGUCGCCGAGAAGUGGGGCUGGCCUCAUGUCGCCGUACUCGCCCACGAGACAAGGAGGCCCGAGCGCUGCAAAACGAGAGAAGAUGCUGCAGUUUGCGAAAGACACAAAGCUUGCCUCACUGCAGUCAAGCAUUUUCUCCUGA
Messenger RNA from Symbiodinium necroappetens, 561 nucleotides. NCBI's taxonomy places the organism in Eukaryota, Dinophyceae, Suessiales, Symbiodiniaceae. The record is from the annotation of a GenBank genome assembly.